UUCAACAAAUACUAAACUUGAUCACGUAUGAUGAUUUUAUAGUCGCUCUUAACCUGUUCAUACAAGCGCUCGUCUUGUGUUUAAGAUUAGAUGAACAUGAUUUGUUAAUAGUAUUUUUAAUUAAAAAAAAAUAUAGUAUUUUAAUUAUAUAUAUGAAAAUGUGUAAAAUUCGAAGUGUUAUUGUGUUGAUAACGUACUUUGGGAUUGUGGUGACGGCCAAAAAUAGUAGUAAAGAUGCUAUAGGAUUUCCUGAAGUCGAAGAAAAUCCUCUAAUAGCAAAUAAGCAGAACCGUGUACCAGUUUUCAUUCCGUCCAUGUGUCCUGAAAAUGAAUUGUUUUACCCUGGCGACCAAAAAGACGAUUGGAUCUGCGACUGCCGACCAGGUAAUUUAUAUCAUCCAAACUCAGAUGCGUGUUGGCCAGCAUACCAAAGAGGCCCAUGUGCAUAUAGUGAGUAUUUAAUAUUGCCCACUGAUACAGUUAUACCUGUUUGCAAGAAAAAUCCUUGUAUAAUAGAUACAAUGGUUCCUUGGAAAGGAAACUGUGAAAAGUUGGGUUCAAUAGUUGCUUGUGGUGCUGAUAAGUUUCCAGCCGAGGCUCUGUGGGUUAAUGCGACUUCGCUGAAUAUUGAAUGUUUACAAAUCAAUACUGAAUACAGAUUUAAUAUUGAUUACUAUUACGAGAAAAAUGUCACAUGUUGUCCAGGAUGUAAGAGGUAUAUUCAAAAUAAAUGCCCGUGAUGUAUAAUUCUUACGGAUAAUCAAAUUGUAUACUUUUUUAUCAAUAAAAUAAUAAAAAUAAAAUAAUAAAAACCUUUUGCAAACAAGCUUUUAUUUAAGCCAUGUAUUAACAAAAAACUUAUGACGUAACAAAAAAAUAUGACGAAAUGAUGUUGAGUACACGAAGAGCUACUAUCUGUUGAUUUGAACUGGUAUAAUAUUCACUUAUUACAUUUGACCACAUACUAACAAGUUAAGUUAAAUAAAAGCUUGUAAAACAGUAUUUGUGUAAUAUAGAUAUGACACGUAAUAUUUUACAAAAUUAAACUGUUGAAGCAAACGUGUAAAAGGGUUUUAAACGAAAAAUAUGUAUAGAUUAGCUAGUUAAACUAAUGCCAAUAUUAUGUACGCUUUUUAAGCAUUUAAUAGUUUAAUU
Molecule: messenger RNA, 1155 nt
Organism: Vanessa atalanta (red admiral)
Lineage: Eukaryota; Metazoa; Arthropoda; Insecta; Lepidoptera; Nymphalidae
Exons: 3
Coding region: 153-740 (195 amino acids)
Source: RefSeq, a predicted model, not a curated record